Messenger RNA from Zootermopsis nevadensis, 4949 nucleotides. NCBI's taxonomy places the organism in Eukaryota, Metazoa, Arthropoda, Insecta, Blattodea, Termopsidae. The record is from RefSeq and is a predicted model, not a curated record.
UUUGCUUUUUUUCAGAUAUGGCUGAAAAAUCACUGCGUUUGAAUCAGCGAGUUGAGGUGACUGGGAAAGAUGUUCGUGGUGUUGUUGCUUAUGUUGGUAGUACUAUGUUUGCAAGUGGAAAAUGGAUUGGUGUUAUACUUGAUGAACCAAGAGGAAAGAAUAAUGGGACAGUCCAAGGAAAAUCAUAUUUUCAAUGCAAAGAGAACCAUGGGAUGUUUGUGCGACAAUCACAGCUGACUUUAUUAGAUGAUUCUGGUAUCCCAAUCAGUGAUGCAACAAGUCCAUCUCCAGGUGCUUCCACUGCAACUACUCCUGAUGAUGGUGGAAAAUCACGAUCCAGAUUAAGCAGCAUUCGUAGGAAAGCUGAACCCACUACUGUGAGGCGAAAGUCAUCUCCUGCCCAUGGUCCAAGAACUAAACAAGAGAAAAUGAGGACAAUACCUGGUCGGAAAACCAGUUCAAGAUUGUCACUGGUUAGCAGUCGUAGCCAAGGUGAUUUUCCUGGUAAAGAUGAUUCUGGGUUUGGUAAAGACCUCUCCAACCUUCAACAGACAUCUGAGCCGACUUCCAAGAGAGCUUCUUUUAUUGAGAAAUUCUCUACAUCCUCUAAACAGAGCACUCAACUAUCUAAGCAGGUUCAUGUAGCCCUCAAGCACGCUUCAAAAAGAUUACGAAUGUUGGCAGAAGCUAGCAUUGGGGAGGAACAAGAAAAUGAAAUUGAGAAUCUGAAAUGUGAAGUGAGAGACUUACAAGAGAAAAUUGAAACAUUGAAAGUGAAAAGGAUGCAAGACAAAGGAAAAUUAAAAGAUUAUGACAAAAUAAGAUUGCAGCUGGAACAACUUCUUGAAUUCAAGUCCCGCAUAAUGGAGUCACAGACUUCUCUUCAGCGAGAAGUGCAGCGUGCUAAGCAGGAAGCUAGGGAAGCCAUUGAGGCUAGAGACACACAUGCUGAGGAAAUGGCAGAUUUGGCAGAGACAGUAGAGAUGGCUACUCUCGAUAAGGAAAUGGCCGAGGAGAAGGCGGAGACAUUGCAAUUGGAGCUAGAAGCAACACGAGAAAGGAUUGAAGAACUGACAUUAGAUCUGGAGAUAAUUAAAGCAGAAAUAUCAGAAAGAGCAGGAGGAGGAAUUGGUGAAUCCAGAGUGUCAACAUAUGAAAUUAAACAACUUGAACAGCAGAAUAUCAGAUUACGAGAUACUUUAGUGAGAAUGCGGGACCUGUCUGCUCACGAGAAGCAUGAGUUUCAAAAACUCCAGAAGGAUCUGGAUCAAAGGAAGUCUGAGAUUGCUGAGCUUGCUCGCACUAAAGAGAAACUGAGCUCAAGAGUAGAAGAAAUGGAGCACCAAAUUGCUGAUUUGCAGGAGCAGGUUGAUGCAGCACUGGGGGCAGAGGAAAUGGUUCAACAAUUGGCAGACUCCAAACUUACCCUUGAAGAACGUGUCAAGGAUUUGGAAGAAGCCGUAGCAGAUUUAGAGGCCUUACAAGACAUGAAUGAACAGCUCCAAGAAGGUAGCCGAGAACUGGAAGUGGAGCUGAGGGAGGAAGUGGAUCUUGCUAAUUUUGCUACUAGGGAGGCACAGCGAGAAAAGGAAGCAGCUUUAGAAACGCUGGCAGACCGAGAAAUUACUAUUGCGAAGUUCCGUGAACUGGUCCAGCAAAUGCAGGAGCAGAGUCAGGAGCUGCAGCAACGGUUGGAGAGGGAAUCCACAAAACCUGUUUCUGCUCUUCCAGAGAUUCUAGAUUUCAAGAAAAUGUUUACUGAAAGUAAAGCCCAUACAAAGGCAAUUGAUCUGGAGCUUCGACGCCUUGAUGUCCAGCAGUCAAAUCAACAUGUGCAGUAUCUAGCAGCAUAUAUGCCUGAAACAUUCAUGAGCAGGGGAGGAGACCAUGAUGCAAUACUUGUGUUGUUGCUGAUUUCACGGUUGUUGUGGAAGGCAGAAAUCUUGUUAUCACAAGUGAGGGACAAGUUCCUGCCCGUUGAAAAUAUUGAUCGUAUUGCAGUUGUCAGGGGCCAUGCUGUUGAACAGUUUACUUUCAAGUCAAGACUUUGUCAUUAUGUGUAUUCUCUUCAGGCCACAUUACAUCAGUUCCUGUAUGGACUGAAUUCAUGUUCACCAGACACACUCCUGAAAGUUGGGGCAGCAUAUCCUGAAAUGGCAGUACAGGAGAAAGCUGUUGACAUGUUUGUUGAGCUCCUGAGGAAGGACCAGCUUGAUGAAAAUGUUACAACUGAGGCUUUGGAACGCUGUGUUGCCUAUUUCAACACGGUUUAUCCAGUACUUAUAGGUACUGAGACUAAAAUGAACCAAACCUAUCUCCUGGGAGAUAGUGGAAGGGCCUUGUCAUCAGCGUGCGACAGUAUCUGUACAGAUGCUGCUGUGAUCAAGACCUUAAUACAGGCUGGUCAGGAAUCUGAAGACAUUGGUUCUCUAAGCCAGUACCUGGUUACUGCUGUGGAUGUGAUACAGCAGCAGCUGAAGCAGAUCCGGCUUCGCAUUCCACAGGAAGGGUCAGUAACUCAACUUGGUUUCUCAGAUGAUGUUACGGCUGUGCUACAGCAAUGCUGUCACCAUGCAGCAAAAGUGAUGAAAACUCUGCAGGACAUAGUAAAGGCUUCCCUUCAGCAAAUUGCACUAGGUGGAGAUCUAGAUGUGGGCCUACCUCAUGACAAAGUGAAGGAAUUUGCGCAUGUAUCAAGUGACAGAAUAUUUGAACAUGAGGACUGUGGCCCUGUUGAGAGUUUAAAGACAUCAAUUGAUUUCAUUCAGACUGGGGUGGCAAAGAUUGCACAAGCUAUGCAAGAUGGAGAAUAUGACAUUAACACAAACUCCAGCACAGAAGAAAAGCCUGUGCCACCUAUUGUUCUAAGAGCCCACGUGGUCAAGAAAGAGUUAGAGGAAACUAAAAACCUGAAGCAGAAACUAGAAGCGAAGGAGGCGGAUAUAAAGGAGCUAAGGAUUUCCUUGAAGCUUAAGCAGGAGGAAAUGAGUGAGAUCACUAUUAGAAAAGAACUAGCAGAAAAGAAACUUGGAAAUGUGAACAAAGACUAUGAGCUGACUAUUGAGAAGUUGCAGCGCAAACUGGAUGAUGCACAGCAGCUUUUGAAGCGGAAGGAGAAGGAGUUUGAAGAAACUAUGGAUCACUUGCAGGCUGAUAUUGACUCACUGGAAACAGAAAGAGGAGAAUUAAAGGAAAAACUAAAGAACUACUCAAAGAAAGCACUAAUAGAGGGUAUUUCAAAAACAGCAGUGAGUUCUCCUAGUCCAGUGCAGUACCCAUCAACACCAAGCUUGCCUGCAAUGGUUCGUGACUCACCACUUCUGAUGCAGCAAAUCAAAGACUUGAGAAUUGCACUGAGAAAUGUUCAAAAUGAAAAACUUCAGCUCCAGACAAAACUCGCAAAGAAUCAGCUGGACAGUUUACAGCCGCUGAAGAUUCCGAAGAAGAAAAUAGUUUGCAGAGAAUUGGAAGUUCCGAAGGAGCAAGAUGACAAAGAAAACCAAGAGGAAAGUAACUUGGGGAAUUUAGUAAAGAAAGCCUCAGCUUUACAUAAAGAAAUAUUGCACGUGAUGGUGAACCCUAAAGUUAUUGACAUUAGCUCGCGAGUUCCAGGCACUCCAGCAUGGCUGGAUAGAUUGGCACCAGCAAAUUAUCUCAUUCAGGAGGUGACUAAAUUGCAGGAUUUACAAAAGAGAGUUGAAGGACUGCAGAUGGAAGUUGUGCGGGAAGUUGCUAGACGGAAAGCAGGAGGCAGAGUGAAGGCUGAUUUUGCAUUGUUCCCAUCUACAGAAAUGACCAAGGCACUUCAUGAAAGUAAACCUGAAGUGAUUGGACAUCUUACAAUUCCUGUUACUGAUAAUCAAUCAGCCAGCGCUUCUAAUGUACCCCUUAUCUUGAAUGCUGAAACAUUGAUGAUGUUACAGAGGAAACUAUUGCUGUGAAUUAUAAACAGCAGAUAUUUUAUAAAUUAAGCAUAAUGUUAAUCUUUAUAUGUAAAUGAAGGCUUAAUUAUUGUGAAUUGUAAAAAUUGGAAGCACUUCUGAAACUGUUAAGUUUUGAAUUAAUUUCCAUUUCUGAUGUAUUUUUGUUCGUGUAGCAAAGAAUAACGUUUACAAAUUUAUAUGCCAACUAAAUAGAGCUGAAUCGAUUUUGUUAGAAGGGUCAGUAACAGUUCCUUCUCCGAGUGAUCGUUAAAAUUGAAACUACUAUACGCCAUAUUAUACCAUACUAUAUUUAGGUUCAUAGAAAAUGCAGUUCUGACUGAAUUCCAUACUGAAAUUUUAUUUCCUCUAAAAAAUUACAUGAGAUACAUUCUGGUGGUUUAGUUUUCCAUAUUGUAACCUCUUAACAAAUCGUAACUGAUUCAAUUUACUGAAACCAGCAACAUGCAGUAACGUUCCUGCACGUCACUAGGCUCACAGAACAUCAGGUCCCUGUUGCAAAUGUUUGCAACAAAUUUGAGGAUUGUGUCUGCUUUGUGCCAGGACAUAAAUUGAAUUUAUCUCAAAGAUGUAAUGAGCCAAAAAGAUACUUACUAAUGUAAUCAAAGUCUCGGACAGACGGACCUAACAGAGGGUAGGACCGAAUGGAAGAGGAGAAUUGAGGAGGCCACGGACCGGAGAGCCAUAGAAGAAGAAGAACGUAACUUUUAGUCUUGUGUUAGAAAUUUGAACAGUCAACAAUCAUAAAAUAUACCAGAAUUUUCAUUGUAAACCAUAUUUAUAGCAAUGAACUUUCACUAUAGUAAACACUUCUGAAACUAUGCAUGAAAUAUCUAGCCUAGAAGCACUGACACAUCUUGUCUGGAUUUAUUUGGUGUUUGAGAUCAGUUGAAAUGUGUCCUGUCAUUUCUCAGCAACGUUUUGUGGUUAUUGAGUAUUAUAAAUUACAUACAAUGUAAGAUUUGAGGUUUUCACAUCGGUGAGUAUGAAGAUUUCUGUCUUCUGGGU